This is a messenger RNA of Rhizoctonia solani, 1611 nucleotides long. Its product is annotated as Retrotransposable element Tf2 protein. Bases 1 to 1611 code for a protein of 536 amino acids. The record is from RefSeq and is a predicted model, not a curated record. Lineage: Eukaryota; Fungi; Basidiomycota; Agaricomycetes; Cantharellales; Ceratobasidiaceae. The transcript is spliced from 3 exons. Gene Ontology annotation, molecular function: nucleic acid binding; zinc ion binding.
AUGGAACCGGAGCCGUCCCUUGCCGCUCUCCUCAAGGCUGUCACAGCCCUCACAGCCAUGGUCGGGUCCCUACAGGACCAAAUCAGAUCACAAGGCCAACAGCUCACUGAGCUCAAAGCCAUAUGCAAGGAGACCGCCAACUUACUUGGCGACAAGGACCAAGGAACCCAAGCCCAGCCUGGCCCAUCGACUGGGCCUGUCACCCCUCCUACCCACUCAGGAGGGGAAACCCACACUCCAGGCACGGUUAGGCCUGGGCUCAAAGCUCCCUUCCGUCCUUCAAGAGGAACAGGAUUUGACUCCGAGGAGGAGGAAGAACCAAGGCAACCCAAAAAAGAGCCUCAGGGAACGCCUAGGCGGUCACUCAGCUCCCUUACCCCCUUUGACGCAGGGUCCAGCGUAAAAAGGCCCAAGAUGGACCUCCCCAACCCGUAUAAAGGAGACACCAGGGGACGCAAGGCCACACAAUGGCUGGACCGCAUGCUGCUCUGGGUGGCCCUACACAGGGACCAAUUUGACAAAGAGGAGCAAAUGGUCGUGUGGAUACUCUACCACAUGACAGAUAAGGCAGCUGAUUGGGCUCUCCCUGUCAUAGGAGCCAUCAUCAAGGGCGAGGGCAACCCGCCAACCACUAUCCCGGCCUUAACGGCCAAAUUCAAGGAGGCAUUUGCAGACCCUGAUGCCAAAAGGGCGGCUGCCAGGAAAAUUGCCGCGCUGACUCAGACCACAACCACGUCGGAGUAUGUCACAGAAUUCUGCAAUCUCAUGGCGGAACUCGACUGGAAUGAGGAGGCGUAUAUCGCCCAAUUCACGCGCGGCCUUCACUGGAAGGUCAAAGAACUCCUGUCCACCAAAGACAGUAUUCCCAACAAAUUAGAGGCUAUUUUUGCUGCCUCCAUCAAGAUUGACAACAUCCGUUGGGAGAACAAGGAGAACCGCCCCAAGAAGCUCCCUGUCAAGUCCUUGGUCACCGCAACCACUACCUCCACCACCACCACUCAACGGGUCCAACUAUCAGAGGACCCCAAUUACGUUACCCCGGAGGAAAGGGACCGUCGUUGCGCAUCUGGCCUUUGUGUCAAAUGCGGUCAAAAGGGGCAUGGCAUCAAACAAUGCCCUAAUGGUUGGAAGGCAACUAUCAAGGAAGUUGCCAAGCCCCCGACUCAAAAAAAGGACAAUCUAGAUAGUUGCGUUGAAUUUGUAUCAAAUUUCCCGGCAGAACCUCUCAAAACUUUAAUAGACUCAGGAGCCACAUUGAACUUCAUUUCCCCCGCAAUUGUGGAAAAAUACAAAAUCCCAAAAACCCAGCUCAAAAAUCCACAAGUUGUGAGAAUGCUAGAUGGUACCAUUUCCCAGACUGGUUGCAUUUGGCACCAGGUUCAACUCACGGUCUCGGCCCAUGGCCACACACACUCCAUCCCCUUCCUUGUCUGCCCAAUAGGCAACACCCCGGCAAUACUUGGCAUGACAUGGCUGACCCAGGAAUCACCUCUAAUAGACUGGUCUUUAGGCACCAUCACAUUCCCAGACCAAGUCCAGAUUGCCUCAGAGGAGGAAGCAGAUCCUAAUCCACUAGCCGACUUGCCCGCAGAAUACCACAAAUUUGCUUGA